GCUGAACUCUUAAAGAGAACCUCCCUUCUUCCUCACGGUGCUGCAGCUCCGUACAAUGUACUGAGCCUCGCCAGCCACCGUAGGCGAGGUCGCGGCGCGUCCGUGACGUCACUUGUGUGCGCUUCUGCCGCACUAAGGGAAACAUGGCUCUAUCGCGGCCAGUGAGGCUCUUUUCCCUCGUGGCUCGGUUGAUCCUGGCGCCCCGACGAGGUCUCACGGUCCGCAGUCCCGACGAACCCCUGCCGGUGGUACGCAUUCCAGUGGCUCUACAGCGGCAGUUGGAACAACGGCAGAGCAGGCAGCGGAACCUCCCGAGGCCGGUGCUGGUUCGACCUGGACGGCUGCUGGUCUCGGCGCGGCGGCCGGAGUUCAACCAGCCGGCGCGCCUCACACUGGGUCGUUGGGAGAGCGCGCCGCUAGCCUCUCAAGGCUGGAAGAGUCGACGCGCGCGUCGGGACCACUUCUCCAUCGAGCGAGCGCAACAGGAGGCGCCAGCUGUGCAAAAGCUCUCGUCCGAGGGUAACUUUGCUGACCUGGGCCUGGAGCCCCCUGUGCUGCACGCACUACAAGAGGUUGCGCCUGAAGUCGUUCAGCCCACAACCGUGCAGUCUAACACUAUCCCCCAACUACUUCGCGGCCGCCACGUCCUUUGCGCCGCAGAAACCGGCAGUGGCAAGACUCUUAGCUACCUCCUGCCGCUGUUUCAACGGCUCAUGGGCCAGCCAAGCCUGGACUCCCUUCGUAUCCCGGCUCCCCGAGGCCUAGUCCUUGUUCCUUCCCGAGAACUGGCCCAACAGGUGCGGGCUGUGGCCAAACCCUUGGGCCGCUCCUUGGGCCUGCUGGUGCGGGACCUGGAGGGAGGCCACGGCAUGCGUAGGAUCAGGAUGCAAUUGUCCAGACAACCUUCAGCAGAUGUGCUAGUGGCCACUCCAGGGGCUCUGUGGAAGGCUCUGAAAAGUCGACUGAUUAGUCUGGAGCAACUCUCGUUCUUGGUGUUGGAUGAGGCAGACACACUGCUGGAUGAAAGCUUCCUGGAACUGGUGGACUACAUCUUAGAGAAGAGCCACAUAGCAGACGGCCCAGCUGACUUGGAAGACCGCUUCAAUCCCAAAGCUCAGUUAGUGCUGGUAGGAGCCACAUUUCCUGAAGGUGUAGGCCAAUUGCUGAAUAAAGUCGCCAGCCCAGAUGCUGUCACCACCAUCACCAGCUCCAAGCUCCACUGUAUCAUGCCUCAUGUGAAACAGACAUUUCUGAGACUGAAGGGAGCAGAUAAGGUAGCCGAGCUGGUGCACAUUCUCAAGCAUCAUAACAGAGCAGAAAGGACUGGCCCCUCAGGAACUGUUCUGGUGUUCUGUAAUAGCUCCAGCACUGUGAACUGGCUGGGAUAUAUUCUGGAUGACCACAAAAUCCAACACCUAAGGUUGCAGGGGCAAAUGCCAGCCUUAAUGAGGGCAGGAAUCUUCCAGUCCUUCCAGAAGAGCUCCCGAGACAUACUUCUCUGCACAGACAUAGCCUCUCGGGGCCUGGACAGCACUGGUGUGGAACUGGUUGUCAAUUAUGAUUUCCCCCCAACGCUGCAAGAUUACAUCCACAGAGCAGGGAGAGUGGGCCGUGUGGGGAGCGAGGUUCCAGGCACCGUCAUCAGUUUUGUGACCCAUCCCUGGGAUGUGAGCCUGGUUCAGAAGAUUGAGCUGGCGGCUCGCCGAAGGAGAAGUCUUCCAGGACUAGUAUCCUCGGUGAAAGAGCCUUUGCCGCAGCAACCUGAUUUUGACAAAUCUGAUUAAAAUGUGAUGCUAGAACAGGGAUAUUUCCCAGUAUCUUGGGUGGGUGAUCACACUUGUGAGUGGGAGGCUCUGGGCUGCCGUCAGCGCCUUGAGGGUAGGAUGAACUGCCAUGUGACUUGGAAAGGUAAGAUGCUAGCCAGCAUUGGAGAAGAAGCUGCUGAGCAUGGCUUUCUGUAGUCUUUCACAAGACACAAGUGGAUUUUGACUUUGUAUCAUAUCAUGAUUUCUAACAAUAAAUGAUGUUUUUAUGUGCCUCCCCUAA
Chlorocebus sabaeus (green monkey) is the source of this 2046-nucleotide messenger RNA. It is a transcript of the gene DDX28, whose product is annotated as DEAD-box helicase 28. Gene Ontology annotation, cellular component: cytosol. Gene Ontology annotation, molecular function: nucleic acid binding; ATP binding; RNA helicase activity. The record is from RefSeq and is a predicted model, not a curated record. Lineage: Eukaryota; Metazoa; Chordata; Mammalia; Primates; Cercopithecidae.